Molecule: messenger RNA, 1599 nt
Organism: Acanthopagrus latus (yellowfin seabream)
Lineage: Eukaryota; Metazoa; Chordata; Actinopteri; Spariformes; Sparidae
Product: zinc finger protein 8-like
Exons: 3
Coding region: 291-1292 (333 amino acids)
Biological process (GO): regulation of transcription by RNA polymerase II
Molecular function (GO): DNA-binding transcription factor activity, RNA polymerase II-specific; RNA polymerase II cis-regulatory region sequence-specific DNA binding
Source: RefSeq, a predicted model, not a curated record
UCACGCCGGAUGCCAGCCGCCUUUGAAACCCAGGAAGAGGGACGGUGACGCGGGUGGCGUCCAAAAACCAUUGACUGCAUCUGUCGGCUUACUAGGCAGCCACACCAUUUCCAUUUCGGUUAUCUUCUGGGAAACACUAUGACUGUUUUUGCCGAGUGGAUCCUGCCUGUCAUGUUGUCGGAUAGGAGUUGGUGACGUAAGUGCUGCGACAUCUGCGCGAGUGUUUACACCGUUCAGACAGUCUGGGAUCUCACGUGAACAGGGACGCAACAGUUUGAAGUUAUCAGCACAUGAAAAUGUCCAAAUUUGAGCGUCUGAACGCCCGUGUGGAGAAGCUGCUGUCUAAAGCUGUGCAGGAGGUUCUUGAGGCGGUGAAGGAGACCGUGUCGGAGUACCAGGAGAAAACUGCAAGAACCCAGAGGGAGAACCAGAGUCUGAAGAGGAGGCUGCAGGUGCUCCAGGAGAAGUUACAAUUGGAAAGCAAUGGAUUUGUAUCCCCUGCAACCCACCAAGAGCUGGAAGAGGACACUGAACUCACCCCCUCUGAUAAGGGCAUCGCAGUAACUUGUCCCUCAUAUUCAUUUGAAGAGCUGGACUGUGAAGCAUCCAUCACGCCUUUAGCCACCCCCUGCCUCUCCCUUGGAGCCAUGACAGGACCACAUGUGGGUGUUGAUAAUCUAAGUAAUCCAAGAACUCUCAAAACAGAGACAGAUAACGAACUCUCAGCGCCAGUUUCAAACCACGUAGACGCUGUCACUGCAUUCGCAAUCCCCGAAAAUGAUCAUAAAAUGAAAGUGGAGCCAACAUCGGAUGAGGACGCCAUGCACACCGCAAGCUAUUUCUAUGACAAUGACGGUGCUGCAUCCUCACACAGACUAGAACAUCCCCAAGGCAACCCAGGACUUUACAGCGAGUUAGGGGUUGUCUUCGGUCUGGACCACAAUGGCACAGGAGAGCCUCUGACGCAAAGAUUCAACAACACAAACACCCCUCAAACGAACACAAAAGCAGGAGCUUCCAGAACGUCCCAGAGAAAUUGCAGGAAACACUACUGCUGCUCCCUCUGCGGACGCACCUUCAGGCACGCGGGUGACUACAAGAAACACAACCGGGUGCACACGGGGGAGAAACCGUACUGCUGCUCCGUGUGCGGCAAGAGGUUCAGUCAGUCGGGCUACCUGACGGUGCACCUGCGCUACCACACGGGAGAGAAGCCGUUUGGCUGCAGUCACUGUGGCAAAAGCUUUAGUCACUCGAGUAACAUGAAGAAACACCAGCAGACUCAUCUGUGAGGCUGCCGGUGUGUCCAGAUGUUUCUAUCCAUAUCAGGUCGGUGAUGUUUAGGGCUGGGCGGUGGAAAAUGCUGCCUGUUUGUAGGCCAUGAAGAGAAAAGUAAUGGUGCCUUUUAUCAAAAAUGGAGCUCUUUCAGUCACACAUGUCAUCCUCCAUGUGUCAAGCAGGAUUUAUUAAUAACCUCUGUUCGCGCCAUACCGUUGUUGUCAAAUGUUUAGAGAUGUAUUCACUUUGUUUCUUGUUGUGCAGGCUCUUGCAUGGACCUCAACAUUCAUUCCCAAAUCAAAUAAAUGUAUUUGGCACUUC